Messenger RNA from Oncorhynchus gorbuscha (pink salmon), 4035 nucleotides. RefSeq names its product P2Y purinoceptor 8-like. Gene Ontology annotation, cellular component: membrane. Lineage: Eukaryota; Metazoa; Chordata; Actinopteri; Salmoniformes; Salmonidae. Gene Ontology annotation, molecular function: G protein-coupled receptor activity. The record is from RefSeq and is a predicted model, not a curated record. The coding region runs from base 2047 to 3168 and encodes 373 amino acids. Gene Ontology annotation, biological process: positive regulation of Rho protein signal transduction; phospholipase C-activating G protein-coupled receptor signaling pathway. The transcript has 2 exons.
UUUGCUUUACAUUUCAUACAGAGAUACUUCAAUUUGUACUGUUAAUGUUAAAAUGUCAGCCUAAAAUGUAUAAUUGCUCUUUGUUACAAUUAGGGAUAACAUUGUCUCAGACAAUAGGGAUAAUAUUCAGAUAUAUUCUAUUAUAUAUUUUAAGUAUAGAAUCAAGGCACUCAUUCAGGUGGGCACCUGUGCUAUUUACUUUUGGCAAAGCUUGUGCUUUGGUUGUGUAGUUUGUAUAAGGUUAGAGUACCGCUUCACUUGCACAUGGAGGGGAAUUCAUUGUGCAAGAGCCAAUGCACUGUUGGAAUAUCGUACACUUUUGGAAUUUCACAUUUCGUACUGCACUGGAAAUGUGUCCCAUAGUAUAUAGAAAGAGCCAGCAGAGGAAACACAUGAGAGGUUUUGGCUCGUCUAAUGUGACACAAGAAGCCUCCGAAACAGUCACAUUUGGUGUGUGGUUAUUUACCCCCUCACAAUGUGUGGGUGAAGGUAUGGUAGUGUGGUAGAGGUUCACUCCAGAGUCAAAAAGCACAUCAAUUGUCACCACAACAAUUGCCAAAUAUCACACUCAGUGCAAAAAUGAUAGAUUUAAUAGACAAUAUUUUUUAUUACAACAUCUAUAACACAUGAUCUAGUUCAUAUUUGCACAGGACUAGUAUCACUAGAUCAUUAUAAUUAUUGCCCCAUGUAAUACUUUUUGUCAUUCAGUAUUUACCGUUGUGAUACAGAAGCCUGGAGGCUGUUCUAGGCUUGAUGAUAUUUCAACUUGAUGAGGGAUAGCCUAAUAUUGGCUUUCAGUUCAGAAAGAAGUCGAAAUAACAAUGCACUUCAAAGAAGAAGCAUAAACUGUAUGCAGUCAUUUAACCUCAAACUCUGACGCCCACUUGGUGGCAUUUUCUAAAGGUACAUUUCAGUUUCAAAACUAUAAGUCCUACACAUGCUUAAUACUGUUAAAAUGUAAGAACUGUGGGAUUCUGAUAAGGGAAACAAUGUGACUACUACAGAGCCUGAGCUACAACCCUUGAAAUGUACAGUUUUAGUUUUCUGUCGGGGGGAUUUUUUGUUGGGGAAUAACAGAUUUCAAAUUCUAGGUUUGAAAUAAAAUAUGUCACCAAUUACUGUUCCAAAAGGAUAAAACAAAGAUUAUGAUCUUUGACCUAAUGAUGACGCUCUAAACAUGCACAUAUUCUCAUAGGAACGCAGCCAUUUUAAAUGCACAUGGCUUGUGCCAUGUGUUUUCUUCUUACAAGAAUGAUAGACAUAGGAGGAAACUGAAAUCUCUAUCUAUCUAUUGAUGUACAGUAAAUAUAACCCCUGUCUGAUUCCCAGUUCGUCCACUAGAUAGCAGUAGGUGAUCACAUGAUGUCUCUUGGCCACUUGAAACCAUUUAGAUUUUGGUUAGUGAGUCACUGUGCCAAAUGGCUAAAUGGAUUUUCAAACCUGACAUCUUAAAACGACCUUAGCAACCAGGGCUUUCAAGUUAUGGAGUAUAACUAAUUAAAAUAUGACACAGGCAGGUGAGGAAACUUCAAACGUAUUUUCCCAUUCACUAUUCCUAAUGUAAACGAUGAGCUCGAUCAACGGCACAUGUGGAGGACUCAUGCAAGGUAAUGUGGACGGAGAAGGAAAUGCAUUGCUUUACAAUGACCACCAGGGUGUACCAUUUCCAUGCAUACUAAAUGCUUGCACUUCUGGUGACUUGACCUACAUUUCCAACUCUUUGAAUAUGACCGUAGCGCAUUAUUUAUGGUCUUUAUGGUCAAAUCAUACUGCAUUGCUAGCAGUAUGAUUUGAGUUGUGACAAGCUACAUCACAUUACACUUCAGCUUGAUGUAUUUAUCUAGUUACUGUAUUAUUCACCUUUCAUCUGUGGUAUCAUACCUAGCCUGGCUCGCUAGCAUUAUAAAUUAAUGUUGUAAAACAAAAAGUAUCUUCCAAACUCGCCGGACCUGGUACCUUGUCCAAAACAAACACAGGUUUUAAUUCAGUGGCACUAUAGUCUGCCAAAUCUUGUUUUAAAACGGUUUUCAGAUCCCAGACAGGACCAUGCUACCUUUUUACAUGAAUCUAAAUGUCUGCCUGAUCAUAGGUUGUCUGUGUGAAGUCAUUGUUACCAUGGCAUGGACUUCCAACAGCACCAAACUGGACAACACCACCUUGUCCCUGUUCCAGAACGUGACAGCCAGUACAGCAAUCUCCAUUGUCUACAUUGUGGUCACCAUCAUCAACCUGGUAGGAAACAGCCUCUCCAUGUGGCUCCUCCUCUUCCAUACAUCUCCCAAAACUCCCUCCAUCAUCUUCAUGAUCAACCUGACCCUGACUGACCUGACCUUGGGCCUCGUCCUACCCUUCCAGAUCAUGUAUCAGAUGCAAGGGUAUAAUUGGAGCCUGGGCCCGGGCAUGUGCAGGCUCUUGACCCUGGUGUUCUUUGCCAACAUGUACUGCUCAAUUCUAACUAUGACCGCCAUCAGUGGAGACCGCUACCUGGGCAUCUGCCGGCCCAUGCUCUUCUGUGAGACCAGGGAAAGGAAGUCAUUAGCUGUGAUUGUCUGCUUCGCCAUGUGGACAGUCGUCCUAUUGGUCCUGUACCCACUCACUAAAACCGACCUGACGUUCCACGUUCCAGAACUCAGGAUUACCACCUGCUUCGACGUUCUGAAGAGGGACAUGCUUCCAUCCAUGGUGGCCUGGGCUGCCUUCCUCCUUGCACUGUUUGUCAUCCUCUUCCUCAUCCCGUUCUGCAUCACUGUUUUCUGCUACAUCAGCAUCAUCCGCAAGCUGGCCAGAGACUCCAAGACCAAACAGAAGGAUAAGGCUAUUGGUCUCGCGGUCACCGUCCUAACGGUCUUUACGCUCUGCUUCACUCCCAACAACAUCCUCCUCCUUGCUCACACCAUCCGGAGGCUCUUCUACGGGGACUCCCUCUACAUGGCCUACAAGCUGACUCUCUCCCUCAGUUGCUUCAACAGCUGCCUGGACCCCUUCAUCUACUACUUUGCCUCUAGGGAGUUCCGGAAGAAGUUGAGGCAGAUGCUAAGGCUGAGAACACCGAGCAGUCUGGACACGGGGAAGACAGACCUGCACAGAGAGAGCCUGUACUCCGCCCAGUAUGUGUCUGAGGGACAGGGUAGAGAGAACGGCAGAGUGUCUGUUAAACAACACUGUUAAAAAAGGCACUGCAUUGCAGUGUUAGAGGCAUCAUUACAGACCCGGGUUCUGUCGCAGCCGGCCGUGACCGGGAGACACAUGAGGUGGCGCACAAUUGGCCAAGUGUCGUCCAGGUUAGGGGAGGGUUUGGCCGGCCGGGAUGUCUUUGUCCCAGGCGCAUGCACGUUCAGGCGCAUGCACGUUCCUCUGACAGAUUGGUGCAGCUGGCUUCCGGGUUAAGCGAGCAGUGUGUCAAGAAACCGUGUGGCUUUGAAGGGUUGUGUUUCAGAGGACGAAUGAGUCUUGACCUUAACCUUUCCCGAGUCCGCAUGGGAGUUGCAGUAGGACUAGACUGUAACUACAAAUUGGGGAGAAAAGGGGGUAAAAAUUACAACAACAAAAACUGAGAAACAUUCCUGUUCAGAUAAUUUCACAGGAAUGUUUUUGUGUGCUGUAUAUAGAUCCAGUAACAAACCAGGCUAGAUGGUGCAUCAAAAAGUUAGUAAAAUAGGGUAAUUUAUUUUGUGAAGGACUGUUGCAACUUGCAUAAAGAUAUCAAUGAGAUGUGUGUGGCUAAGUGAAAGCUAGGCUCCUUUUACCGCAAAUGUGAUCUCUGCCUCCUGCCAAUUCGGGCGGAUUCAUUGUUUCUUUGUGUGAAUUAUUAAACCUACCUACUGGGGUAAUUUCAACUAAAUGACAUUGAAUCAAUGUGGAAUAGACAAUGAAUUGAUUUCUCUGCUCAGUGGGUACCUUUGUUAAAUGUUUAUCCAUUCCCCACUAAUUAUAUCACCAGUAAUGAAUUUAAUGUUAAUCUCCGUCAUCUAGAAUGUUAGGGUGUUUAAAUCACAAAAUUCUAUUCAUUCAUGAAAUAAAUAUUAAUUUACCAUU